Molecule: messenger RNA, 1893 nt
Organism: Sclerotinia sclerotiorum 1980 UF-70
Lineage: Eukaryota; Fungi; Ascomycota; Leotiomycetes; Helotiales; Sclerotiniaceae
Exons: 3
Coding region: 1-1893 (630 amino acids)
Molecular function (GO): flavin adenine dinucleotide binding; N,N-dimethylaniline monooxygenase activity; NADP binding
Source: RefSeq, a predicted model, not a curated record
AUGAGAAGCAUUGAAGUGGAAAAUCCUCUACCAUCCUCUCAACGUGUUGAGCCUGGCUCAUUCCAAUUACGACUUGCCAACCUCCCUGAAUCCAAAGUUGACAAGUCUAUCGAUGUGACAAAAGUUGCUUCAGAGUUUGUUGAUCGCUUUAAUAAAAAUAUUAGCUCCGCUGAUAUCACAUCGCUUUCUACACUUUUUCUAGAAGAAUCUUAUUGGCGCGAUCAAUUGUGUCUUUCCUGGGACUUUCACACUCUACAUGGGCCCUUUAAAAUCCUCGAACUCUUUAACAAAACAAAUGGCUCACGUUUGAAAUCGAUUGCACUUGAUUCCAGCUCAGAACUUCGAUCUUCAAAAUUUAUGACACUUGAUGUUGAUGGGAAAACAAAUGUUGUACAGGCUUUCAUAACAGUUGAGACGGAUGUUGGAAAAGGAGCUGGUAUUGUGAGAUUAGCUCUUGAUCAGGGAACGUGGAAGGUUUUUACACUGUAUACUUUCUUGGAAAAUCUGGAUGGUUAUGAAGAGACUGUAGGAAGGAAGAGACCUUAUGGGGUGCAGCAUGGAGAGAAGACUGAGAGGGAAAAUUGGCUGGAUAAGAGGAAUAUUGAGAAGGAUUUUGGGAAUGGAACUGAACCGACUGUUUUGAUCCUUGGUGCUGGUCAAGGAGGCUUGACAAUAGCAGCAAGACUAAAGAUGCUUGGUGUUCAAUCUCUCAUGGUUGACAGAGAAGAACGGAUAGGCGAUAAUUGGCGUACACGAUAUCAUCAACUAGUUCUUCAUGAUUCUGUUUGGUAUGAUCAUCUUCCAUAUCUACCUUUUCCUGAAAGCUGGCCAGUUUUCACACCAAAGGAUAAACUGGGUGAUUGGUUUGAAGCAUAUGUUACUUUAUUGGAACUCAAUGCUUGGACUCAAACUACUAUUACGGAUACCUCAUGGAGUGAUGAGAGUAAGCAAUGGACGGUUACUCUAGAGAGAGUGAAUAAUGGUCAGAAGGAGACAAGGAUUGUUCACCCGAAGCAUAUAAUACAAGCAACCGGUGCAAGUGGAGAGCCAAAUUUCCCAUCUCACAUCAAAGGGAUUGACACUUUCAAAGGCAGAAUCGUUCAUUCAUCCAAAUUUCCUGGAGCGACGGAAUCUCGAGGUCAAAACAAAAAAGCAAUUGUGGUUGGCUGUUGUAACUCUGGUCAUGACAUUGCUCAAGAUUUAUACGAACACGGCUACGAAGUAACAAUCGUCCAAAGAUCAACUACAUAUGUUGUUAGCUCGGAAACAAACGUCAAUGCUCAAAAACAUAUUUAUGGUGAAAAUGGACUUCCGACGUUUGAUGCCGACAUGAUAUUCCAAAGUACGCCAAAUCCAGUACUUAAGAAGCUGAACAUAGAGGGUACAAAGCAAGUCAACAAAAUCGACGAGAAAUUACUUAAAGGUCUUGAAGCGGCAGGAUUCAAACUCGAUAAAGGACCAGAUGGAUCAGGUCUUUGGAUUAAAUAUCUUCAACGCGGUGGUGGUUAUUACCUUGACGUCGGAUGUUCACAACUCAUCAUCGAUGGAAAAAUCAAAGUCAAACAAGGCCAGGAAAUUACAAGUAUCCGGGAAAAUGGUAUAGAAUUCGCAGAUGGAUUGAUCCUCGAAGCGGAUGAAAUUGUAUUUGCGACGGGUUAUCUAAAUAUGAGAACACAAUGCAGGAAGAUAUUUGGAGAUGAAGUGGCAGAUAGGGUGAAAGACGUAUGGGGACUCGACGAAGAAGGAGAGCUUAGAACGAUUUGGAGAAAGAGUGGUCAUGAGGGAUUCUGGUUUGUGGGUGGGAAUUUGGCUAUAUGUAGAUGGCAGAGCAAGAGGUUGGCGUUGUUGAUUAAGGGAUUGUUGGAGGGUUUUACGAAGUAUGAUGAUAUUUGA